Molecule: messenger RNA, 1372 nt
Organism: Magallana angulata
Lineage: Eukaryota; Metazoa; Mollusca; Bivalvia; Ostreida; Ostreidae
Product: NADH-cytochrome b5 reductase 3-like
Exons: 8
Coding region: 134-1057 (307 amino acids)
Cellular component (GO): mitochondrion
Molecular function (GO): FAD binding; oxidoreductase activity
Source: RefSeq, a predicted model, not a curated record
UUAUCAUCACAGAGACGCUUAAAGUAAUAAAUUUAAAAUACAUGCAGAUGAAACAUUCUAACAACCAAGACAACGGUGUCGGCAGAAUUUGUUCAUCAGAUUGGUCCGUUUAUAACACGAAACAAAAGGUGCAAUGACGAACUCGGAUUUGUGGGGUUUGCCGGUACUGAUAGGAGUGGGUGUGGUCGCAGUAACCGCCAUCUUGGCCAAGAUCUUCUUGUUUGGCAACAAGAAGAAAACCAAGUCCCCAAUAACACUGCAGGACCCCAACACCAAAUAUCCACUUAAGUUGGUAGAUAAAGAGGAAGUUAGCCAUGACACCAGAAAAUUUCGAUUUGCCCUCCCAAGUCCAGAACACAUUUUGGGGCUACCUGUUGGUCAGCACAUCUACCUGACAGCCCGCAUUGACGGACAGCUGGUAAUCCGUCCUUACACCCCGGUCACCAGUGACGAUGACAAGGGUUACAUGGAUCUCGUCAUCAAGGUGUAUUUCAAGAAUGUCCACCCCAAGUUUCCUGAAGGAGGUAAAAUGUCCCAAUACCUGGAGAACAUGUCCAUUGGUGAUUUCAUUGAUGUGAGAGGACCUAAUGGACUGCUGGUCUACGAGGGAAAGGGUGUAUUCAAGGUUCGCCCAGACAAGAAGUCUCCCCCAGAGACGGUGACUGCCCGAAAUGUGGGGAUGAUAGCGGGAGGAACCGGCAUCACCCCCAUGCUGCAGCUAGUUAGGGAGGUCCUCAAGGACCCUGAGGACAAAACCAACCUCUUCCUGCUGUUUGCGAACCAGACUGAAGAUGACAUUCUGCUUAGAACAGAGCUAGAGGACAUUCAGGCCAUUCACCCUGACCGCUUCCAGUUGUGGUACACCAUAGAUCGACCCACAGAAGGUUGGAAGUAUAGCAAGGGUUUUGUGAGUGACGAGAUGAUCAAGCACCACCUUCCCCCGCCCAGCAGCGACACGGUGAUACUGAUGUGUGGACCCCCACCCAUGAUUAACUUUGCCUGCCAGCCCAACCUUGACAAACUUGGCUACAGUCAGAAGUCCAGAUUUGCUUACUAAGAGGACUCUUUUAAAUUAAACCUACAAUACAAAACUCAAGAUAAAGUGGAGGUACUCUGAACUGAUAGUGACUAAGAUUUAUCAAGGUGAACGUUAUAGUGAAAUGAGAAUAACUGAUAGCUUUGCGUGGAGACCAAAUGAGAUACAUGUAGGAAAAGUUCCAACAAGCACCUGCCAUGAAUGCUUGCUGCAAUACGGCCGUGUAAUCUAUGUUUUCUUGUGAUAUUAUUGUACGUGUAUGCUGUGGGCAUUGUUAUAUACAUUAUGUACUGUGUACUAGCUCUCUUCCAGUCAAUAAAUUUGUUUCUACUCUUA